Messenger RNA from Acytostelium subglobosum LB1, 261 nucleotides. RefSeq lists its product as hypothetical. The transcript has 2 exons. Bases 1 to 261 code for a protein of 86 amino acids. The record is from RefSeq and is a predicted model, not a curated record. Lineage: Eukaryota; Evosea; Eumycetozoa; Acytosteliales; Acytosteliaceae.
AUGAUGAAGAUCGACGAUAUCAAGAGUGUUCACCUCGACAGUGGUAUGGUCAUUGACGUGGACGCCAACAACAAGAUUGUCGAACUUGAACUUGGAUCGGCAUCAACAACCAUUCAACCGGACUGUGAUGUGGUCAUGGACCAAGAGAAACCAUUCCAUUCAUUGUACUCUUACUAUCUUGACAAUCGACAGGCCGCCCUCAGAAUAGAUCGUGCAAGUAGAACUGUGUCCGAGUUUCCAGUAGCCACGUACACCAAGUAG